Molecule: messenger RNA, 4038 nt
Organism: Anguilla rostrata (American eel)
Lineage: Eukaryota; Metazoa; Chordata; Actinopteri; Anguilliformes; Anguillidae
Product: ADP-ribosylation factor 4-like
Exons: 7
Coding region: 148-690 (180 amino acids)
Biological process (GO): vesicle-mediated transport; intracellular protein transport
Cellular component (GO): plasma membrane; cytoplasm
Molecular function (GO): GTPase activity; GTP binding
Source: RefSeq, a predicted model, not a curated record
GCGUUGGCCUGGACGUGGCAAAUGAGAAGAUAGCAGAGGAGAGCGGAGUUAUUUCCAUAUCCUGUAGCGAACGCACAGCAGAAAUACAAUUUGUAAUUUACAUUUCUUUUUAGAAUAAGUAUUCAAAGGUGAUUUACGUUAAACAACAUGGGUCUCACGAUCUCGAAUAUCUUCAGCAAGUUUUUUGGAAAGAAACAGAUGAGGAUACUUAUGGUGGGUUUGGAUGCUGCUGGUAAAACCACUAUCUUAUACAAACUGAAGCUGGGAGAGAUUGUAACCACUAUUCCAACAAUUGGUUUUAACGUGGAGACGGUGGAAUACAAGAACAUCUGCUUCACCGUGUGGGACGUGGGCGGCCAGGACAAAAUCCGCCCCCUGUGGAGACACUACUUCCAGAACACACAGGGCCUUAUCUUCGUGGUGGACAGUAACGACAGAGAGCGAGUCGCAGAGUCGGCAGAAGAGCUGAGCAAAAUGUUGCAAGAGGACGAGCUGCAAGAAGCCAUCUUGUUGGUAUUUGCGAACAAACAGGACCUGCCGAACGCCAUGACCGUGAGCGACCUGACAGACAAGCUCGGGCUUCAGAAUCUACGGAGCAGAACCUGGCAUGUCCAGGCUACCUGUGCUACACAAGGAAAUGGCCUGUAUGAAGGACUGGACUGGUUAUCCAAUGAGCUGUCCAAGCACUAAAGAUGACGGGAGCAAAACUGGCUUGAAUGAGAGAGAGAGAGAGAGAGUAGGACAGAGUGGCAGAUGAGAAUUUCAACCAGAGGAAACAAAAAAAAAAAAGAAAACAAAACUUUGUCUAAAUUGUUUGUGUGUCUGUCUGGUAGAACUUGAACUUAUGGACUUUACAAUCACUUUGUGUUGUGAAACUUUGAUUUUCUGUUGUCAUUUCUACACAACUUUCUUUGUCCAGUCUUUUCAGUUUUUUCUCCUUACUCCAACAGUUAAAAAAUUAUGUUUUAAUUAGCAUGUUUUAAACGGUGAAGAUGAAUGAUGGUUUCCAUGGUAACAGAGGAAGCACUUGGGAGGGUAGUGCUGAGCUGUUGGAGAGGUGCGUUUUUAAAGUCUGCCAGCCACAAGCCUGUUUAAUUUAUCCUGUCUCUGUGUCCUUGAAGCUUCUUUUCAGCGAGGGGUAAAUUAGCUGCAGUAAGAGUUUGUUCCGAAACCAGGUUUGAAGAAGGGAGGGUUGUACAGGAAGAUCUUUGAUGGUAAUAACAAGGGCCAAUCUUUUGCAAUAAUGAUGCAUAUUUCCCAUGUGUUACCCAUCUAUAUAUAACCUGUGUUCACUUUUGAGAAAAGAAUGGAUGGACAUUUUUAUUUAGGUGUGUGCAUUUAUUUAGGGAGUUGUAAGUAUUCCUCUGUUCAUGGUGUUGCAUUAUUUUGUACAGUGCUUGGAUAUUGCAGUUUGCUCCUACGUUGCAGGGAGGAAGGGGGGGUAAAGGGGUGGGGGGGGGGUGGGGGGUGGUUUGGGAUUGUGUAACUUCCCCUUUUCAUGUCCCUUGCCAGUUCCCCUCUGCAAAGCAUACAUUCCCACAGCACCCUCCAAACCAUGCAUGGAAAAAAAACACAACCUCAGAUAUGUGGCAAGCAAUUUGUUGUAAAAAAAAAAAAAACAAAACAAACAAAUCUAAAUAAUAAAAAAACGCAAACUGCGAAAUAAACUGUUUCUGUGUCAAGUGAAAACAUAAGGAAGACAAGAAAGUGAGGCUUGGUUUUCACAAAUGUUUUUUUUUUGAGUUCUGGCGUUCUGGGACAUAAAAUAAAAGCAUCCUGUCAAUUUAAAAAAAAUCUCUGUCACACGGAGGAGUACAGCAGGAGGAGUACAGCAGGAGACUGCCUCUGUGCUUUCAGGGUGACAGAACGUGGGCUUCUCUUUGAGAAUGCUGUUCCCAUUUCAGUCCUGCCAAAGAAGGCUGGAGAUUAUUAAUGAGUUAUGUCUUGCUCUGUGUGUGUGUGUGUGUGUGUGUGUUCUGUGAUUUAUUUUGCCUGGCACAUGGUUUGCCAAUAUCAAAGUCAUAAGUGUGACAGAAUAGUAACUUGUGGAGAUGUCUUACGUGAUCCUGGUUACCAGCAGAGGGAGAUGUUGGCAUUAUAGGCCGUUUUUAAAUAAAUAAAAAUCUGUUACACAGAGAAACUGAAACAUAUGUUCAGUGACCAGAAAGCUCGGCUGUGGUCUUCUUGGUUCAUCUGGGGGGACUUUAGCAUGGUUUUUAAAAUGCUUAUUCACAACAUAACCAUGUUUUUCCUUCAGUGAUCAAAUAUGUUUAUUACAAUAAGAAAAAUGACAUAGGUUUUUAUAUAGGUUUAAAUGUUGAACCAUUACAUCUGGGCAAUGGAUAUCAUAGUAUGAAAUGAAAUCCAAUCUAAUCAUGUAGGACUUGUGAAAUUGCCAUUGACUAUAAAUGGUGUUGGAUAGUAUUUAUGUACUAUUUAUGUAUAGCUGGUUUUGUAGAAGGGGAUUUGUGUUUUGUAUGAGACCAAAUAUGUCUUAGUGAAGGUGCAAAUUGACAUGAACCGCAAAGGGCAAAGUUGUGUGGGCUGCAGAACUUCUGGGUUGAAGUCUAACUCUGAUAGUGUUUGCCCACGACCUGCUUCUACAACAGAGGCCUUGUCCUGAACUUAAAAAGACCCACCAGCACCGGGGGGGGGACAGUGAAACGAAACUGUUCGACGCUGAAGAUAUUAAACGAAACAUCUCGUUGGCCUCGCCCAUCCACAGACCGGGAAGCGAAAGCGUCAGGGUGCCCCAGGUUCAGAGAUGGAAACCUGCUCCUGCUCAAACAUAAUAAACGAAACCGUGCAGUGAGGAAUGAGGAAUAUUUAGUUCCAUUAAUGCCAUUCAGGGGUUUUCCUCCUCUCCUGAAAACACCAGGGUGGAGAGGUAGGAGUGGCCUGAGAGUAUAAAACAGGUCAGUGCCAGCCGAUCUGUCCUUUUUUCCUGACAGAGCUAUGAGCUAAAGGAACACAAUGGGGGAGGAGGAGGAAGAGGAGGAAGAGGAGGAUGGUGAUGGUGAAGAUGCUGUAGAAAUGGAAGGAGAGGAACUGGAGGAACGGGAGGUGCUGCUCCCAAGGGCAGGACAAUGAUCCUUUUCUUUGCCCGUAUUUGUUGGCUUACAGAAAAGGACAUUGGAGAAAUCAUGGAGCCCGUGUGACAAGACAACCGAACCUUUCCGCUGCUGCUGCUGCUGCUGCUACUGCUGCCAUGGCAGAUGGAGAAACAAAGUUCCUUUUUUACACACAAUGUUAAAAUGGAACUGCACACCUCAAGGAGAAAAGAAACCUUGUGGACCUUCAGCAUUGAGACUUCUGUUCUGAAUUUCAGUUCAUAUGUCACUGAGCUGGAGAAAAAAAACUUCGGAGAAAAACUCUGGAGAAAAAAAACUAUGUGAGCUUGUGUAUUCUCAACAGACAUUUAUGAAAUUUCUGGUCAAAUGCAUCACAUCAACAAAAAUCAUGAGUCAACAAGAAUAAUAUUACCGUUAAUAAAUUGUUAAUUUUAAUGUUAACACAUGUUCCUUUUUUAUUUUUUUUAAACAGCUGAAAUACUGAUUUGAAAAAAAUGUUGAAAAUACAUAAGCUCUUCUCUAUGCUUAGAUCCUUUCUAAGCAUAGAACAAAUAUGCACUGUAAGGUGUACACAGCAAUAAUACUGAUUUUGGUAAUUCUUUCGAUGAAUGAUAACAUUAAAACAAAAAACUUCACAAGUACUGCAUAGACACAGACAAAUUUUGCUUCCCAUUUUGCGUCUAAUUGUGUUCACAUCAUAAAAUUGCAACCUGCAGCAAAAGUCAGGAUGGCCCAUGGUUAGCAUCAUCUGUAAACUUCACUUAACUGAACAUUCUAAUGCUGAUGUAACAAUCACUGCUGCAAUGGGGUUCUAGAACACCGACUUAGUAUUAAAUAAAAACCAUAGUCUUUAAAUUGUUAAAACCAACUAGUGAACAAAAACUGAAAACUUGUUUAUCGAAAAUGCACCAGAAAUCUUCAUGUUUGUGUACUACUAUACUGCAUAAAAUAUUACACUGGUAUGUCA